AUGAGGAUCGAUUUUAUAUGGAUUUUACUUCUGGUCUUGGCUUUUGGUGUAGUGCACACCAAGCCAAUUCAAGCACAUCUCAAAGAGAACAACGAUGAUUAUAGGGAAACAAAACGCGGUGCCACGUCCGAAUUUCAAAAUGAACAAGUUAUAUCCGUAAGAAUUACAUCGUCUGUUGCAGUAGGUAGAGGCAAAGAAAAAACGAAUAAACCAUCUGAAAAUAAACAAUUGUUGAAUACCAACAUCACAAUGCCACCGACAUUUAAUACUCAAAUUACAAAUACAACAAAUACAACAAAUCUAACGACAAUCGAAGACAUUGAAGACGAAAACGUAACUGACGUAAUGCUAAAAUAUGCUGGUGCCAAUUUAGAUUAUAUCAAGCAACUACAAGCACGGAAAGAAGCAAGAGGCGUAAAUAAUUUUGAAAAGGCGAAUCCUUUUGAAACGGAUAUUAAACAAUUUAAUCACAACAUUUCCGAAGAGUAUACAACCGAAUUUUCUGAUAAAACAGUGACUGAUGUAGAAGCCACAGCAAGUGAAACUGAUGAAACAGUUGAAAAUGUUCCAAUUGGGAGAUCUAUUUCAUCUUUGUCUGCAAAAAAAUAUGUACAAACUUUAACGCAUGAAUCAUUGUUCGAAAGGGACGAAAAUACACGAUUAACUACAGUUAGUUUUAAUAUUGUUCAUGACGGUCCCAAGCAUCCAUCUAGUUAUGAGCACCCCAAUAAUAGUUUAGGUCAAAAUAAAGCUUUUUAUAAUGCCCAUCCAAAGGUUUAUAGUCAACCAGCUCAGGUGUAUAGUGAGCCGGCUAAAUUUUACAGUGAACCAGCUAAAUUCUACAGCGAACCAGCUAAAAUUUACAGCGAACCAGCAAAAAUUUACAGCGAACCGGCUAAGGUAUACAGUGAACCUGCAAAAAUUUACAGUGAACCAGCUAAAUAUUACAGUCAACCAGCUUCUUUACAUCUCACACCGGAACCUCUACCGAACCAUACGCCUUGGCGACCACGUUCACAAACUACACCUGUAACUAGUUCGACAAAUGAGGCAGAUAUAAGCACAACACCAAUUACUACUAUAGACUACAAAAUGAAUACUGAGGCGUACAUAGAACAUCAACCUGAAAAAAAUUACGAAGUAGAUGAAAAAAUUAGUGUUAUGACAGAAGGCCGUAGUCACGGCGUACAGAAGCCAAACAACGAAAACUGCAAACAGGAAAACUGCAAAGUGGGCUACGUAGUUGAAGGCAGACAGUAUAAAAAGUACCGCGUUGAAGAAAGGACUCCAGACGGGUUCAUUGUCGGGGAGUAUGGUGUAGUUAGAAACGAGGAUGGAGCGCUUAGAGGCGUUAGGUAUACAGCAGAUAGUGAAGCCAGCCCCCGUCUUAUACAAGACGCACUUAUGAAGUUCCUGCAGCUUAAAUAG
Parnassius mnemosyne (clouded apollo) is the source of this 1428-nucleotide messenger RNA. Lineage: Eukaryota; Metazoa; Arthropoda; Insecta; Lepidoptera; Papilionidae. The record is from the annotation of a GenBank genome assembly.